This is a messenger RNA of Bradysia coprophila, 949 nucleotides long. RefSeq names its product Osiris 5 (gene Osi5). Gene Ontology annotation, cellular component: membrane. NCBI's taxonomy places the organism in Eukaryota, Metazoa, Arthropoda, Insecta, Diptera, Sciaridae. The record is from RefSeq and is a predicted model, not a curated record.
GUUAUUCUUGUUUGAUUUGUAUCACUGCCAAGUUCAAUUCAACAGAUUUGUCAAAAAGUAUACAAAAAUUUAUAAAAAGAAAAUUUAAAUUUUAUUUAAUCGAACCAACGAAAGAAAACAAAAAUGAUUUGCUUACGGGAACUCAGUUUUAUUGUCGCCAUUGUGUUGACGGUAUUGUGUUGUGUGGAAAGUGGAUAUGUUACCGAUGGAUUAGCACCUGUUGUUGCCGAUGGAUUUAAUGGUGACAGUGUCGUUGCAUUGGAGGACCAUCAUCGGGAAAAGCGUAGUGAUAACACCGGAUAUUUAGAUCGAGUGGCAAAAUAUUUGACGGAAAAUUUGAACGUUGAAUUCGAUCGACUUGUUAAUAAAACAAUGACCGAAGUUUAUGGUGGAAAUGAUAAAUUCGAGGCCCGUAAGAAAGACAAAGGUGGACUCAGCGCCGUUUUACUUGCCGCCAUCAUGAUGAAGAAAAUGUUGGCCGCAAUUGGUAUCGGUGCUGUGGGUGUCCUGGCUGCCAAAGCAUUGGGUGUAGCUACCAUGGCUCUGGUGUUAACAGCAAUUAUCGGUUUGAAAAAACUUACCGAAUCUGAUCACAAAAGUGAGCCAGAAGUGCAUUACGUAAAAGCGCACCAAAGCGAUUACCAUCACCGAAGAAGGCGAGAUGUUGACGAGAAUGCAUAUCUGAAGAAUCAUGAUAUUGUUUACCAAAGAUAUCAGAAAAUGUUUGCUUGAUGGGGUGUGGAGGGAAAAGAAAAUGAAAACAGAAAAAAGCGAUUAGGGUGACCAAACGAGAGAAAAAAAUCGUUUCGGUUCUUUAGUUUGUAGAUUCCUAAUAAUUUAUUUAAUUUAUUCUAUUUAUUUAGCUGCUUAGAAUCGAAUGAAAUUGUAAUGGUGCAAUGAUGAUGCGCUGAAUUGAAAUUUUAAUUCAAAAUCAUUUUUUUUAAUAAAA